Molecule: messenger RNA, 1131 nt
Organism: Trypanosoma cruzi
Lineage: Eukaryota; Euglenozoa; Kinetoplastea; Trypanosomatida; Trypanosomatidae
Product: serine/threonine protein phosphatase, putative
Exons: 1
Coding region: 1-1131 (376 amino acids)
Molecular function (GO): hydrolase activity
Source: RefSeq, a predicted model, not a curated record
AUGAGGUUGGUGGAGUUUUUAUUGCCGUUACUGGUUAUUCUUCUAGGAUUCCCUGUAGUUUUCUGCUAUGGAGAAGGCACGGCAUCCGGCGGUGAUGUUCACGCAAUACCAAUUGAAAUUCACCGCAUUAUUGCGGUUGGAGAUGUGCAUGGUGAUACUGAAAAUUUUCGGCAAAUUUUAUCCAUGGCAGGUAUUGUAUCUUAUUCCUCCAAUGCCGACAAACAGGUGUUGUGGAAGCCGAUGUGGGAUGAGAAGGAGAUUGAGUUGCAUAAAAGACAUCAUACGAAGCUUCGAUCAACCCUUAUACAGAUGGGCGAUUUGAUAGAUCGUGGGGAGGAUGAUUUGGGAGUUCUUGAGAUGGCUUUUUCUCUUUUUGAACAGGUCAAAUCAAAUCAUACGAGUGAUAAUAUUGUGCUGCUUUUAGGUAAUCACGAGCUACUUAAUCUUCAAGAACAGUUUUAUUAUGUUCAUCCGGAAACUAUGGGUGGAUUUUUGAGCAAAACCUUGCGUAAGCGUGCAUUUGAACCCAGUGGUACGUUUGGGCGUUUUCUGUUGGACAAAUUCAAUGUACUGUAUUUUGACGCGGAGACCGUCUUUGUUCAUGCUGGUAUUGAUCAGCGUUUUGCUUCUGUGGGAGUGGAGAUGCUAAAUAAAAAAACGAUGCAGGCGAUUCGUGAAAAAGAUUACGGAAACCCUCUUCUUGGUACUUCUGGCCCUUUAUGGACACGAAAAAUGAUAACGGAUGCGGCGAAUGGUCGCUGCACAGGUAUUCAAAAAAUGCUUUCUUUUAUUGGGGCAAAAAGGAUAGUUGUAGGCCAUACGCCCCAGAGAUCAGGACAUGUGGAAGUGUUUUGUAACGAUAGCGUCAUUGCUAUUGAUGUCGGACUGAGUAGAUGGAUGUAUGGUAAUCUUGCUGCUCUUGAACUAAUGGUUACAUCAUAUAAAUGCGAUUUGGGUAUCUGCAGAGAUGUUGUUAUGCGUGAAAUAACUAAUUCAGAUGCUAGAAGAUCCCAAACAAUUGAUGAGAGUCUUAAAGACUCCUUGCUUUUGGAAGAACUGAUGCAUGCAGUGGAGGAAUUUUAUCAAUCACCGAAGGAUAACCCGCCAGAAGAUACGGAUUAUGAAUUGUGA